This is a messenger RNA of Prunus avium (sweet cherry), 666 nucleotides long. RefSeq lists its product as uncharacterized. Gene Ontology annotation, cellular component: chloroplast thylakoid membrane. The record is from RefSeq and is a predicted model, not a curated record. Lineage: Eukaryota; Viridiplantae; Streptophyta; Magnoliopsida; Rosales; Rosaceae.
AUGACUACUCCUCCAAUGCUUAUAAAAAGAGGCUUUAACCAGGAAACAAAGGAUAACCGGCAAGACAUACACCCAUUGGAAACACCCAAGCUUAACCCAUUCAUCUCCUCAUUUUUCUCUCGGGAAGGCAGAGGCAAGCUCAACCUUUGCUGGAAAUCACCUAGCCUUAGCUAUUCCAAGUUCAAACACACCAAACCAAGCCGAGAGAAGGAGUCACAGCAAUUUGAGGUAGACCCAGAUAAGGCCCGAGAAGCUCUUAAAAAUCUUGACCAGCAACUUCAAUCUGGCUCCCAAAGACAAGCCCGCCCUCCAAGGCAAAAGGCACCGGAUGUGCGUUUUGCAAGAGAUCAAACAGAAGAUGAAGAAGUUCAGGAAUUUUCAGGAUCUUUCUUUACAAUCACGGCUGUUGCUGUCUUUGCUUUCACUAUUUUCUAUAAUGUGUUGUUUUACACUGUUAUAAAACCAUCCAUAGAUGGACCAGAGCAAGCUCCAACCACAAUUGUUCCAAGAGAAAUCCCAAAGUAGCAGUUUUGAGCCCCUGCAGGAAAUUUAUGUUCAACAAAUAAACAGGUUCUGGUUUGAGUUUUGUAAAGGCAACUUUCUGACAGAAAUGUAGUUUAUGUAAAAACAAUUCUAAGAAAGAAAAAACCAAACUUAUUUUAUUCA